GCACCAUUGUGUGCCUGCACAGUGAUGGCUGAAAAAAUAAACAUGUUUUUCAUUCGAUUCAGCGAUUUUACUUUUCAAAUUUUAAACUUUAGCUGACUGAAAUUGUCUUGUUCAAACACAAACUAAGCAAAACAAUGUUUAUCGUGCAAAUCUAUUGUCAACAUACAGUUAACUGCCUGACUGUGUAUUAAGUUUUUAUUUCACCAUGAUGAGUCACCAACACGCCUCUCCAGCUAAGCUGGGGAGUUACCGCUGUAAACAGAAUUUACGUGCCAAGAAAAGACUGGGAAGCUGGUUAAAGUCAGACUUCCCAUUUCAUGCGGCUGCAGAGCUCUGGAUGCUUCACACACAGCUCGAUUUGGUGGAAGUGCACGGAACAGGAAACGCAGCCGAGCUGAAUCUGCAUCUGCAAGCAGCGGAUUGAGCUUCACCAGUAUGACCUGGUGGCUCUCUGACAGACAUCCAAUCACGGGGAACUUUAAAAGACUUGAACGGGAGCCCCCAAACCUCUUAAAGAUGCUUCAGAAAUACAAAAGAAGGACAAACUAAGAUUGCCGGCGGUGACGUCAAACUGACGCCAAGCCGAGGAUGUCCUCGCAGUAGGUGGGUGGUUGCAGCUCAGCAUGGCGCGGGUGUCGGUGGCGUAUGAGUACACUGCGAAGAAUGGCCGGCUUGUGUGCAUCAAACCCAACGAAAGCUUCAUCCUCAUCUCCAAGACCAAUGAGCACUGGUGGCACGUCCGCAAAGACCAGCACACCAAGCCCUUUUACGUCCCCGCACAGUACAUGAGGGAGCUCCCAGUGCUCGCUUCUGGUCCUCACAAGUCAGACUCAGCUGAGUGUCUGGCUGAGAAAACACAUGACUCGAAAAGCGUGAUGCGCACAUCAGCAGCUCGGGAUGACUCGAAGGAGAUGUACAGAUUCUCCACGUUUGGUUUGUGCCUCAGCCUGCCAGACGUGGCUCCAUGUGGGUCUCUAAAGGAGGGACCGGACACCAUCAGCAGCUCACAACAAACUUUAAAACUUAUAGAAAACCCAUUAAAGCCUUUUUCAAUCCCUGUGGCACUUUCAGAAACAAAAAACAAACUGGAUUCAAAGCCUCAUCCUGCAGAUCAGAUCAAAGAAACACAGCUGCAGAUGAAAAACUCAAAGCAAGAUGAACCAGCAGCACAGCUGCGGACUUUUACAGAUGAUGAGGAUUUCCCUUUACCACCACCAGAUGUGUAUGACACGCUCCCAGAGAUUCACACAACUGAAUGUGACUUUUCCCCUGAGCCACCAGAUCUCGAUGCUGCACCGGGAGAUCCAGCAUCACAGCAGAGGCCUCAGAAACAAACUCUAAAGACCACCGCUAACAUAGGAGAGCAGGCGCAGAAUGAAAACCUCCAGACGGCGGUGUACGUCAACGUAGCUCAGCUCCGACAAAGUAUCUCUGAGUCCCCCCCGCCGGAUGCCUCACCUCGCUCUCCUUCCUAUCUGGACCAGGAGGAAUGGGAGGUGCAUGUUGACCAGGAAAGUGGACAGGAAUACUACUACCACCCUGCAACAGGGCGCACCACCUGGGACAACCCCUUUUUAGACUCCCCCACGGACCCUGACUGCUCCCCUGCAGAGGAACCUUACUUCCCGUCACCUCUUCAGUCUCCUGAUUUGUCCGCUUCCCUCCCUCCUGGGUGGGCGUCAGACUGGGAAAAGCUGGUGGAUGAGACCAGUGGUUGUCCCUACUUCUACAACCCGAUGUCUGGGGAGACGUCCUGGGAACCCCCCGAGCAGAGCCCGUAUCCCCCUCUGCUGGAGCCUAUGAGUGUUCACAGGUUUCACAAUGAUGGACCGCCUCCGUUACCCGAGGAGGACUACCCUCCGGAGGAUUACCCUGGAGCAGAUCAAACAAACACAUACGAAGAGCUCCAAGCCACGGGUCCCACAACCCUCCCAAAGGAGUACGCUCUCAGCCACGUGGAUCGGACCGUCAUCCCUCGGGCCAACCUGGACCGCAGUACCCCUCCUGGCUGGAACCUUAAUGUAGACCCUAAUGGGACGUGGGUGUUCUCCAGUCAAAACUCUCCAGAUGAGUGGAUCAAGUCGGUGGACGAUCAGGGGCAGACCUAUUACUAUCUGAGAGACGGCACCAGGUCCCAGUGGAACUUGCCUGAGGCCCCUGCGGGCCCGUCACACUCCAGGCUGGACAAUCACAUUGAUAAUGGGAACGUGCCGGUCAUCAAACACUGGAGAGACUCAAAGGGACCUUCUCAGUUCCCUCCUGCCUUCGAUGACGGGAGGUUCAUCCCGACCCAUGUGAGGAACACAUCAGACUACAGCAGCGACUGCUCCAGUACAGGGAACUCUCCUGAGACACAGCAUUUCGCUUUUGGGCUUAGACCCUGGAGAAAUCCCUAUUAUCUGACCUCAAGGUGGCUGCGCUAUAAUGUGCAGAACUUGGAGAAAGCUGGAAUUCUCAAUAAAACUAAAGUGUCUGAGAAUGGGAAAAAAGUGAGAAAGAACUGGUCUUCCACAUGGACGGUUCUCCACGGAGGAGUGUUGACAUUCCACAAAGACCCUAAAUCUACAGUAGGCACCGUGAACAAGACCAAUCAGAUUGUUCCAGAGGUCACGGUGGAGCUGAAAGGAGCAACGAUUGGCUGGGCCACCAAGGACAAAUCCAGCAAGAAGAAUGUUUUAGAGCUAAAAGGGAAGAAUGGAAUGGAGUUUCUUUUACAGUAUGAUACGGAAAGCAUCAUCAACGACUGGCACAAAAUUUUAAUGGACACCAUUCGACAAAUGGGCUCCAUAAUGCCAGGUUGCAGAUGGCAGAGUGAAAAUAAUUAUGGCAUCAAUGAGUACCAGGACCACCGUUCGGAGGAAGAGGAUGGAGACGCGUAUGAAAAAAUUGGUGGAAACACCGAACGAGAGGACAAGCUCGAAAAACGAAAAUCCUACAAGGUAACUGUAACACCCACACCCAGCAACGCAGGGGAAACAGACCAGAAGAAGGUUCGAACCAAGCUGAUGAAGCUUCUCAUGAAGCGUCCGACGCUGCAGUCAGUCAAAGAGAAAGGCUACAUCAGAGAAAACGUGUUUGGGUGUCAUCUGGCCACACUGUGUGCUCUUGAGAGGACCACAGUUCCCAGUUUUGUGGAGAAAUGUAUAAAAGCAGUGGAAAACAGAGGUUUAGACAUCGAUGGACUGUACAGAGUCAACGGAAACCUGGCCAUUAUACAGAAACUACGUUAUAAAGCUGAUCACGAGGAGCUGGACCUGGAGGACGGUCAGUGGGAAGAUGUUCAUGUCGUCACUGGAGCGCUGAAGUUAUUCUUCAGAGAGCUUCCUGAGCCACUUUUCCCCUACAGCCACUUUAAUAACUUCAUCUCAGCCAUCAGAAACCCUGAUUACAAAGCAAAAUUUUCUCUCGUUUACGAGCUGGUUAAAAGCCUUCCUGCUCCAAACCAUGACACUAUGGAUCUGCUUUUUGGGCAUUUACAGAGGCUCAUUAAGUGCGGAGAGGAGAAUCGCAUGACUGUCCAGAAUGUAGCGAUUGUGUUCGGCCCAACGCUGCUUCGGCCAGAGGAGGAGUCCUCCAACAUCACAAUGCACAUGGUCUUUCAGAACCAGAUUGUAGAGUUCAUCCUGAAUGAAUACAACAGUAUCUUCUACUCCCAAUAAAGCAGCCACCUGCCUGUAGACCUAGACAAACCGAGUUGAUUUUGCAGUUCCAAGUUCAGCUUUGCACGCACAUCAGCAGCUUUGGUGCCACUUAAAUGUACUUUAAAAUGAAAAAAAUAAAAAAUAAAUUUAAUAAAACAAAGGUGCAGUCAAGUUUUACGAGACAAGAAAAAAAGUUUUCAUGUAGUUUUUACUCUGAAUGUUUCACCGUUGGAGGCUCACAGUGUCAGACUAUCUUUGCUUGUAAUGAAGGAUUUAAUUUUUAUCCAAUCAGGUGAAGACAGACUUUGUUUGGAUUUCUGUGUGAGCAGCUUCCUGAGCUGAAGGACUGUGUAAAAAUGUUUUUUCUCUGUGAGACUCGAAGGUGACUAAAUCUAACAAGCCACUUUUUUCAGAUUUUUUCUCUUUUGCUUAAUUUGUCUGUUUGUUGUUUACUUUUCUGUAAAUCACAGAUGUCUAAUUAACCCAGGUUAAACCUGGAUGAAUGCAUUAAUGUUGUCUUUCAUUUGCUUGUAUGUUUAUUUUAAAACUUAAAAAAAUGUUAAUAUUUGUUUCGGAUUUAUGUUACACUUAUGGCAAUAACAGAGAUUGUAUUUUAAUAUUUUGCAUUUUUUUUUUCUUUUCAGUCUCAUCCCAUGAGUUUAUUGUAAUAUAGAAUACCAAUCUUCUACUGUGGAAUAGAAACUGAAUUCUGUAAUGUGUGAUGGCCAUAGACUAUUUUCACUGAAUUGCAAAGCAGCCCUUUUUUUUCACUUAAGCUGUACGUAAAGAGACUGUAAAAUAUCACCAGACAAAGAUGAACUGGAAAGGAUUUGUCUUUGAUAAUUAACAUUGAAAUAAAAUCAGAGGAUGAACAGAGAAAUCAAUGUUAGCAUAAAUGUACAUAAAUAGCAAAAAAGAGCAUAUUUAUGCUAAGAAGCAGAUGAAAAUGCAAAUUUUCUUCAAUAAUAAAAUAACUUGGCAAAAA
Nothobranchius furzeri (turquoise killifish) is the source of this 4626-nucleotide messenger RNA. Lineage: Eukaryota; Metazoa; Chordata; Actinopteri; Cyprinodontiformes; Nothobranchiidae. The record is from RefSeq and is a predicted model, not a curated record.